AUAUUGUUUAUUCCUCUUCUGACCAACUUCUUUUGCCGUUAAGGUUUCGUCGCGUUUCAACGUUACUCGUUAGCGCUGCGCUGCACUGUUUUGCGGUGUGUGAGCACUUCUACACCCACUACAGCUAUAGUGCGACCUUCCCGAGGUGACGUAGUUCCUCCAUGACUUAGGUAAUGCCUUUUGGCUACGAAAACAAGAGGAGCACGAGUUCCGUGGAGCCGCCGUGUAAAUUACAGUUUUUGUUAGUUAUUUAAACAUUGCGAGUGUGUUGAAACUGCAUAGGCCUUAUGUGUGGUUCACAGCACCGUCUGCGCUUAGUAGAGCUAGUUUAAGACACUUAAUCUGUGGAGACGAAGCGUUAGCACGUUAGCUCGCUCAUUCAUUUGGAGCGACGAAGCUAACAAAGGAACAGAGGGACCUAACUGAGCGGCCGCCGAGCUGUUUAUCUGCGCUACCGAACACGCUUCUUUAAAAUUCAGCGCAAAACAGCAACUGCGCUGUGCAUUUUUUCGUUAAACAAGCCUAACGGGUUUUUUUCACUAGUUUACUUUUUGUGUUUGUCGUAAAGAGCGCUGUUAGCCCAGUUAGCUAACGUUUAGCGUGGCGUGUUCGACAGCUCCGCCCUCAGUGUAGAGAGUAGAGCGCCGUCUGUUUCGCUACCAGAGCCGAGAUGGCUGAGAUGUACAUUCGUGUGGCCGAGGAGGAGAACGAGGAGCCGAUGGAGAUUCCUUCGGAGGACGACGGGACGGUGCUGCUGUCGACGGUAGCCGCUCAGUUCCCGGGUGCGUGCGGCCUGCGCUACCGGAGCCCCAUAUCUCAGUGCAUGCGGGGGGUGCGCUUGGUGGAGGGGGUUCUACACCCUCCUGAAAACGGCUGGGGAAACCUCGUCUACGUCGUAAAUUACCCGAAAGAGCCAGCUCUCCCAGACAAUAAGAGGAAGAUGGAUGAAAUUGAUGCAUCAUCUGCCAAGAUCAAGAGAGGGGACCAGAAAACCUCAGAUCUCAUUGUGUUGGGUUUGCCCUGGAAAACUACAGAACAAGAUUUAAAGGACUAUUUUGGUGCCUUUGGUGAAGUCAUCAUGGCACAGGUAAAGCGGGAUGUGAAGACUGGAAAUUCAAAAGGCUUUGGAUUUGUGAGAUUUGCUGACUGGGAAACUCAGAAUAAAGUGAUUAACCAGCGACACAUGAUUGAUGGGAGGUGGUGUGACUGCAAACUGCCCAACUCAAAGCAGGGUCCUGAUGAGCCCAUGAGGAGCAGGAAGGUGUUUGUAGGGCGCUGCACUGAAGACAUGACCACCGAUGACCUGCGGCAGUUCUUUAUGCAGUAUGGCGAAGUCACAGACGUCUUCAUUCCCAAGCCUUUCCGAGCUUUUGCUUUCGUUACUUUUGCUGAUGACCAGGUUGCCUCUUCCCUGUGUGGAGAGGACCUAAUCAUCAAAGGAGUGAGCGUACACAUCUCCAAUGCUGAGCCUAAACACAGCAACAGUAGGCAGAUGAUGGAUCGGGUGGGCCGCUUUGGGAACGGGUUUGGGGGUCAGGGCUUUGGUGGCGGCAGCAGCAGCCGCAGCAGCUCCAGUAGCCUGGGCAACUUUGGCAACUUCAACCUCAACCCAGCCAUGAUGGCUGCUGCCCAGGCUGCUCUGCAGAGCAGCUGGGGCAUGAUGGGCAUGUUAGCUCAGCAGGGUCAGUCCGCCACAUCUGGCUCGAGCACGAGCGCAAGCUCCUCUCGAGACCAGCCGCAAUAUAGUUCAGGAAACAGUAACUACAACAGCAGUUCUGCUGCCCUUGGGUGGGGUACUGGUUCUAAUUCUGGUACCGGUGGAAGUGGGUUUAAUUCAAGCUUCGGCUCUAGUAUGGAGUCAAAGUCUUCGGGAUGGGGUAUGUAAGUUAUGAGUUUUUUGUUUUGUUUUGUUUUUGAAGUGUUGGUAUUUCUAGUGUGUGUUUGGUAAGUAUUUUUUGAAAGACUUAACUCGUCAUGUGUGUUUGGGAGUGGGAACAGGAGGGGAAGGGAAGAUUGGGAAGAGAACAGAAUGUUUUGUACAUUUGAACAAGAGAUUAAAUUUAGUGUCUGAAGUGAGCUGUGUUAACCAGAGUGUUACACAAAGAUGCAUCAUUCUUGGUGUCAGUUUAUUUUCUUUAUGUUGUUUGGGAGUAGGAAGAAAUAUUUCAACUGGAUUCUUAAAAUGCAUGCAGUCCAAUCUGUGGUCACUGAAAAUGCAUGUGAUGAAAGACUACCAAAUUUGCACCUUUUUAAAUUGCAUUUUUAAAAGCUUGCAUUGGGAAGAAUCUGGUUGAAACCUGCAGUCUUUUUAAGAGUUCAGCUUUAUUUACAGACCUGUUUGGUGAAGAUGCAUUUAUAAAGCCUUCAUCGAAAUCUCUUCUGCAGUUGCCAUCUCUGGGUUUUGCCUGGGAAGAAGGCCCUCUGUGGCAGCACUGUGUGGCUGAGAUCAUAAACCCACCUUCUUCCCCCAUGUCUUAAAGCUCUCAUCGCACGGCUCGCUGACACGGGGCCUGGGAAAUGGCUGGCUGCGGGUUGCGUCUGAACCCCAGGUGGAAAGUCCGUUUGGGGACGGAGGAAGAUGGAGGAGUGUCUGGUUGCCCAUUACAGCAUUAGCAGCUCUGGUAACAGAAAUGGACACUGUAGAAUGUAGCUGAUCUGCAGGCACUUGUUGGGCUUUUUUGGAGCCAGAUCAAGCUAGUUUGGACACAAUCCUUUUAAUGCAGGGCUUUUUAGGCUUUAUCUGGCUCCAAAAAGAAGAACCUACACAUUGUUACCACAUGUUAUGGCCAGACACUGAUCUGAUUUUAUACACUGAAAUGCAAUAAUUCUAUUGUGAUUGGUGUCUCCAUUUUCAUUUUUUGGUCAAAACAGUCUAGACAUUGUGGUAUCUGUGAAUAUGAAAGCAUGCAGGUCUUAAUUGUAAGUAUACCAAAUGUCUUGGCAUUCAGCUAUUUUAUAACAAGAAUCAGUGUUUUAUACAGUCACAAUUUCUUACAUUCACAGACAGUGAAAACAUGUUUUGCACAUUCUGUAUUACAAUAAAAAACAACCUGGA
This is a messenger RNA of Pygocentrus nattereri (red-bellied piranha), 3055 nucleotides long. RefSeq names its product TAR DNA binding protein (gene tardbpb). Gene Ontology annotation, biological process: regulation of gene expression. NCBI's taxonomy places the organism in Eukaryota, Metazoa, Chordata, Actinopteri, Characiformes, Serrasalmidae. Gene Ontology annotation, cellular component: nucleoplasm. The record is from RefSeq and is a predicted model, not a curated record. The transcript has 6 exons. Bases 671 to 1885 code for a protein of 404 amino acids. Gene Ontology annotation, molecular function: RNA binding.